ACUGAAGUCCGUGUCAGUCAGUCAGAUUUUGGUUCGUUCGUUCGUUCGAUAUUACACAACCGCAGUAGCAGGAGUAGGCAAAUCGAAAAGUAACAUCCCGGUUUACGGUUUGUUCCGCAUUUUAAUUCGCUGUCCGUGUUGUAACAAACAUCCGCCGGCUCCACAAUGACCGACGCCAACCAGUCGUUCGUGAAGAACCUUGGCCUGAAGCCGCUAACGAAGGAGAACAUCCUGUACUACUAUUUUCCGCUGCAGAGUAUGGUCAGCUAUGCUGCCCUUUCGGUGAAUGUCAUGAACCCAUCGAUCGCUAUCAGAUUACUGCCGAAGCGAGAUGUGACGAACUUCCUGCUGGUGCACACCCUGUUCGGUACGACGCUCUACUUCUACAGUCGGCCCCACUUGGCGGCGGUUCCGGCCCAACGCCGUGCAGCCUACAGCAUUUGCGGCGGGGUCCUGUUCAGCUUCGGCUCGGUGUUGGUGUGGGCCGUACUGCGAAGUGCCAUCCCACGCAACCAAGCAUUGGCCACCGCACUAGGACUGUCGUCCGGAGUGGUACUGGCCAAGCUGGCCUACGAUUAUCUGGACAGUAACGAUAAACAACUGGUCGCCAAGAACUAAGACUGGUAUUGGCACAUUGCGAAACGAGCGGCAAGAGCGACCACACAUGCAUGUUUCGAUUGGUAUCACCAUUUUUUUCAAGAUCAUUUCGGGAGUUUAUUGAUUCGCUGACUGUUUUAGAUGGAAUAAAAUUCUCUGUUUCACUUGUGUAAUGCCUUA
Molecule: messenger RNA, 777 nt
Organism: Armigeres subalbatus
Lineage: Eukaryota; Metazoa; Arthropoda; Insecta; Diptera; Culicidae
Exons: 2
Coding region: 166-618 (150 amino acids)
Source: RefSeq, a predicted model, not a curated record